AUGUCGAAUCAAACUCCGUACAUCGGAAGCAAGAUCAGUCUGAUCUCCAAGUUGGACAUCCGCUACGAGGGAAUCCUCUACACCGUCGACACCAACGACUCGACGAUCGCUUUGGCCAAGGUUCGCUCGUUCGGAACCGAGAAGCGCCCGACCGCCAACCCAGUCGCCGCUCGUGAUGAUGUCUACGAAUACAUCAUCUUCAAGGCAAGCGACAUCAAGGAUUUGAUUGUCUGCGACACCCCGAAGAUGGCCAACAUUGGUGGAGGACUCCCUUACGAUCCAGCCAUAAUCUCUGUCUCCUCCCGGUCCGCUCCAGCAUCGAACAGCGACGGAGCUCCAGCCGCGUCCGCUGGCUCAUCGAGAGCAGGAACACCAUCCCGCAACAGCCCAUUGGCUCACAUCGUGAACCAACAACGGCCAGGACGUGGAGGAUACCAACAAAACUUCCAAGCCAACCGUGGGUUCAACAACUACCGCGGAGGAUUCGGAGGUGGCUACAACAACCAAAGAGGACACAACAACUAUGGAGUCCCAAGAGUCAACCACCGCGAGAAGCUGAAGUUCGAGUCGGACUUCGACUUCGAAAAGGCCAACGAGAAGUUCCAAGAGGCACUCACCGACACCCUCGAGAAGCUGACGAUCGAGGAGAAGGAGCAGCCAGUGGUUGAGGAGAAGAAGGACGCCGCCUUCUACGACAAGAAGACGUCAUUCUUCGACAACAUCAGCUGCGAAUCCUUGGAGAAGGCCGAAGGAAAGACUGGACGACCGGACUGGAAGAAGGAGCGGGAGACGAACCAGGAGACGUUCGGACACAACGCAGUCCGUUCGUUGAACUACCGUCGUGGAUUCGGAGGACGUGGACGCGGUGGAAACCGUGGAUAUCAAGGAUACAACAAUGGAUAUCAAAACCGUGGUGGUUACAACAAUGGAGGAUAUCGUCCAAACAACGGAGGAUACCGUCGUGGUGGCUAUGUCCCACGCGACCAGCAGAACAACAGCUCCGCCGUCGUUGAACAAUAA
Molecule: messenger RNA, 1020 nt
Organism: Caenorhabditis remanei
Lineage: Eukaryota; Metazoa; Nematoda; Chromadorea; Rhabditida; Rhabditidae
Exons: 3
Coding region: 1-1020 (339 amino acids)
Biological process (GO): cytoplasmic stress granule assembly; P-body assembly
Cellular component (GO): P-body
Molecular function (GO): mRNA binding
Source: RefSeq, a predicted model, not a curated record